GUUAUAAGGGUAGACACCGAUACUUGCACCUGAAAAGGAUAAAAUUGUAAUAAAAGCAUCACAAUAACCAAUGAAGCGGACCAGAUGUAGUGUAUGGAAUGGUGUUCUCUCACCACUCAAAGUAAUACCCGCUUUUCAACCUCUACUAUUCAAGCAAGACAAAUUUUUAUCAAUAAAAAGUCGAUCCGUUGAAAGAUGGGUUGAGGCCUGUCAGGAUAUCUUGUCUCGUUCUCGCGCGCUGGAACAGAAGGUUAAUGAGUUUUUUGACCUCAAUCGCGUUCCCUCCACGACUGCUGCACCUCUACCCGCGGGCAUUUCCAAAAGUGAGCCAACGGCAAAGUACAGUGGUGCUCCGCGUCAUAUCGAGGCAUUGCCGUCCCAUCUUGUUGAAGAAUUGCAGCACAUAAACAAAAAAGCUCAACGCCUGACCACUAUUCAGGGCUUUGUUCUGAGCGAUGAGUUGGUCUUCGGCAUGUUCCACAUAAAUGUGAUAAACGGUGACUAUACCACAGCGAUGACAUUGUGGUUAAAUUCUUACAUUAUUGGGGACGAACCUCGUGGACCACCAUAUCCACUCUUUUUGUUGCAAGAUUUAACAUCCAUCCUAGGUGCAUAUCUCAUGAGCUGUUUGCCAGAAAGCGCGGCCAACUUUCAUCUGCUUUCGUCUUUCCCUACCCACCACGACCUCUGCGGGGUGGGUACCAACAGGGAGGAGUUGCAAAAGUUACUUGAGUAUGGAUGGUGCCCACCGAAGCCACAUCGAUGUCAUAAUAAUGUUGCAGCGAUUGAUGAAAAAUCAGAGUGUGGAGAACCUGAUUGGUAUACUCCCUUACUCUAUGCAAACUCGUACAACUGCUACACACGCCACUAUUUAAUGCAUUACUUACUACCAGUGUGGCGUGCCGCUGGUAAAAUGAACCUUUUUUUCGAUGAACUUCGGAGGAAUAUGCGGUUGCCGUCUGUGGAAUCUCGUGAGGAAGAGGAGGAUAGAGCGGCAAAUCACGCCAUAAACAUGUACGCGGAGGGUGGCAGGAUUCGCCCCGAUAGCGUCAAGGAACAUGAUCGAUUAGGCAGUGUAUUGCCCCCUAUUAAGGAACAGAAUGCAGUGGUGAGGCGGCUUCUUAUGUCAUUCGUACCAGCUAAGUCCACGACCAACCUUGAGACUGACACGAGUGAGCUUCUAAUGCCGCUCCGCGCGAUUACAAAAUUUUUAAUUGCACUGACAGCGUGUGCGGCAGAGGCCAAAGAGCCCUGGUUAUUACUGUCACUCCAGACUGCCUUUUGUGCAGGCUUCCUAACCCAUUCCUGUGCUGAUAAUCUAGACAAACCGUAUGACAACUUAAAGAGCAAUCGUGUUGUUCUCAAUACCGAGGCUUGGAUCGGGUAUCUGGAUGAACUUGAGGCUGAUGUGCGCGCAACUUUGAUGCCACAGGCACGUGAUAUUCUUGAACACUUUAGCUUAGACAUCAUUUCUCUAAUAUACUAUGGUAGGCAAGCAUUUCGGUUGGAGCAACAGCUUUGGAAUGCGCAUGAUGCCCUGCGAUUAAUAGAAGCGUCCAAGAAGCAUUAUCAACGAGACUCCGCAUUUUCCUGGAGGCACACCGUAGCAGACUAUAAAUCUUCUAGCGACGUUAUCGAUAAAGAGAGUCCUGGACUCAAGUAUCCUGCGAAAAUACUAAAUAUGCUUUUCAGCAUGGUGAGUGCUACGUUGCCUCUGGUUCCUAAUUUUGAAAACGGGCAUUUUGUAAAAGACGACGACCAGGCGGAAAAUCUAGAGCAAGAGCAGAUUUGGGCCGAAAAUUCGGCUUUGAUAAUGUCUUACCUAAACGGUUUAUCCCCGUCGAGUGAGGCUGUGGCACGGACCAUACUCCACGUCGGGUCCGGGUGCCAGGAUCCCAAUUUUAUUCAUGCCGAUAAUCUUGGGAAUCAUGCUUUCCCUGUUGGUGGACAUGGAAGUGAUAGCGCCGAAGUCGGUGAAUCUCGUGAGAAGUCCGGAUGGACUCCGUUAGAACGAGCACUGCUCCUGCGCAACCUUCAUCUCCAGCGGAGGCUUGCAUCGUUAUGCUCUCUUGACGCUAGGACUAGCAGCGGCGCCUCUAGCCAAUGUGUGAGUGCUGCCGGUGAGCUCGACAUUGAAGUCGACGCUCGAUCGCAUGGAUGGCUGAUGGAGCUGAGGACAGCAUUGAACACACACAAAAAUAGGGGAGUCUUCAGUAACGCAGGAGUAGCAGUUCCUGACUUGGAUUCCGCCUGCAUACGGCAGAUAGUAGAUAGCUUAGCGGAGCGUCUUGUAUGUCUAACCCUCAUAGACCUGGCUCGAUGGUUGCAGACAAACCAUAGGCAGCUUGAGUGCAGUCGGGGUGGUUAUACAGGUGGAUAUGCCACACAUCAUCAUAUUCUUCAGGAGCAAUUUGAUGUCAAAAAUGAUAGGGGGGUGGAUGGCGGCCAUCAAUUAUUAUCUCGUGACAAUGGUAAUAGGGCACAUGAUUCUAAUGAAGAUUUCACAAGGUAUGGUGCGAUGCGGGAAGGAUAUGCUUCCCGUGAGGUACAAUAUUUUGUGGAUAGCAAUGAACAUAGCUCGAGUGAUAAUGCAUAUGAUGUGGGGAACGCUGAUGAAGCUAUGCAUUUUGAAAGCCUACAAGAGCUGUACGUUCCGACUGCGCUACAACACCGUAUCGAAUUGUUAUUGAAGGAGUUGAAGCUCGCAAUGGAUAAUAGACUGAAGGAAGGGGCUCUAUCGCCACCUUUGUCAUGGUACGGCUGCGUAAGUCCAGCUACUGUGUCUGUACUAGCUGUGCUUCUAGCAGGGUGUUCCACGAAUUGUGCGCAACAUACUGAAAACGCACAGCAAGCGUCCUAUAAUAUUUGGAGCGACCUUGUUGACAUCGCUAUGUACCACCUUUCUCCUCUCCAUACCAGAGCUGUAAAAGCGACGGAGAGUAUUAGGGAUGCCGAAGUAUCUGUACCACUGUCGCCUUUAUUUGGAAACUCUAUUAGUAUUCUGUUUCUGAUGCUGGCACGAACGGCCCAGUGGGAUCUUGUCGAGCGACUGCUUCGCGGGAUGGAAGCGUACGAUGGAGAGCACACUAGUGUUGGAGAGUAUUUAGAGCCACUCAAUUCUGAAGGACAGCCGCAUAACGACGGGGUUCGGUGGCUGUGGUCUGGGGUGACCGUUGACCCAAAAGUCUUUUCGGAAGUUUUCAGACGUGCGAGGGAAGAUGGUGCGACUGUGGUGUGUGCGAUGCUCUCCCCUAAAAGGAAGUGGCUUUUUUUCUAA
Messenger RNA from Phytomonas sp. EM1, 3277 nucleotides. NCBI's taxonomy places the organism in Eukaryota, Euglenozoa, Kinetoplastea, Trypanosomatida, Trypanosomatidae. The record is from the annotation of a GenBank genome assembly.